Molecule: messenger RNA, 2448 nt
Organism: Carassius carassius (crucian carp)
Lineage: Eukaryota; Metazoa; Chordata; Actinopteri; Cypriniformes; Cyprinidae
Product: oocyte zinc finger protein XlCOF6-like
Exons: 2
Coding region: 146-2362 (738 amino acids)
Biological process (GO): regulation of transcription by RNA polymerase II
Molecular function (GO): RNA polymerase II cis-regulatory region sequence-specific DNA binding; DNA-binding transcription factor activity
Source: RefSeq, a predicted model, not a curated record
UUGACGAGUGCGGUCCGCGCACGACCGCUUCGCAUUCGUAUUGAUGCUUAUUUAAGGAGAAAACCAAGUCAGCAGUGAUUUUAAACCCGAAUCCGAUUUGGCUGUUUAAUAGGCAUUAGAGAAUAGAGUGAACGAAACCUGAUUGAUGGAGACUGAUGGAAUAAGCGGCUUCGAACAUUUCCUGGUGAUAAAGAUGGAGCAGCAUGAAAACAGUCAGACCGCAGAGACUCCAGAUGUGCAGACGAAAACAUGCCAGUCCUCACCUAUGCAAGACUGCAAAAACAAAAGGCAGUAUCUCAAGGAACUGAAAGAAGAUUCUGUCACAUGCCAUCAGCAUGAAAUGCAUUUCAUGCAACAAGCAAACUUUAAGCAGCACAUAGGCAUUCACACUGGAGAGAAGCCAUUCAUCUGCCCUCAGUGUGGAAAAACAUUCAUAUUUAAACAAAGCCUCGAGAGACACAUCAGAAUUCAUACUGGAGAGAAACCUUUUUCCUGCUCUGAAUGUGGGAUGAGUUUCAUAGAGAAACAAAAGCUUAAUAUCCACAUAAGAAAUCACACGGGAGAACAACCUUUCACCUGCCCUCAGUGUGGAAAGAGCUUCACAUUUAAACAAAGCCUUGAGAGACACAUGAGAAUUCACACCGGAGAGAAGACUUUUACCUGCUCCGAGUGUGGGAUGAGUUUCAUAGAGAAACAAAAGCUUAAAAUUCACAUUAGGAUUCACACUGGAGAGAAACCUUUCAGCUGCCCUCAAUGUGGAAAGAGUUUUAGAGUAAACAGGAGCCUUAAGAGACACAUGAGCAUUCACACUGGAGAGAAACCUUUCGGAUGUACCCAAUGUGCAAAGCGUUACACAGUGAAACAACACCUUGAGAAUCACAUGAGAAUUCACACUGGAGAGAAACCUUACACUUGCACGGAGUGUGGAAGCAGUUUCAUGGAACAACGACAACUUAUAAUCCACAUGAGGAUUCAUACUGGGGAGAAGCCUUUCACUUGCCCUCAAUGUGGAAAGAGUUUCACACAGCAAGGACAGUUGAAAUGUCACAUGAGAAUUCACACUGGAGAGAAACCUUUCACUUGCACUCAGUGUGGAAAGUGUUUCACAGUGAAAAGUACGCUUGACAGUCACAUGAGAGUUCACACUGGAGAGAAGCCUUUCAGCUGCUUUCAGUGUGGGAAGAGUUUCAUUCAACAAGGGCAACUUCAAAUUCACAUGAGCGUUCAUACUGGAGACAAGCCUUUCAUAUGCCCGUAUUGUAUGAAGAGUUUCCCACUGAAGCAUGGCCUUGAGAGACACAUGAGAAUUCACACUGGAGAGAAGCCUUUCAGCUGCUCUGAAUGUGGGAUAAGCUUCAUAGAGAAACAAAAGCUUAAUAUUCAUAUGAGAAUUCACACUGGAGAGAAACCAUUCAGCUGUUCUGAGUGUGGAAAGAGUUUUACAGUGAACAGGAGCCUGAAGAGACACGUGAGAACUCACACUGCAGAGAAACCAUUCACCUGCACCCAAUGUGGAAAGAGUUUCAUGGAACAAGGCCACCUUGAAAGUCACAUGGGAAUUCACACUGGAGAAAAGCCUUUCACCUGCUCUGAGUGUGGAAAGAGUUUCACAGUGAACAGAAACCUUAGGAGACACAUGAGCAUUCACACAGAAGAGAAGCCUUACACCUGCCCUCAGUGUGGAAAGAGCUUCACAGAACACGGACAACUUAAAAGUCACAUAACCAUUCACACUGGAGAGAAAUCUUUCGCCUGCUCUGAAUGUGGAAAGAGUUUCACAGUGAAACAAGGCCUCAAGAGACACCUAAGAAUUCACAUUGGAGAGAAGAAUUUCACUUGCUCUGAAUGUGGAAAGCGGUUCAUGCAGCAAGGACACCUUCAAAACCACAUGCGAAUUCACACUGGAGAGAAGCCUUUCAUCUGCUCUGUGUGUGGAAAGGGUUUCACGAUGAACAUUACUCUUGAGAGGCACAUGAAAAUUCACACUGGAGAGAAGCCUUUCAGCUGCUCUUAUUGUAUGAUGAGUUUCACAGUGAAACAAGGCCUUGAGAGACACAACAGAAUUCACACUGGAGAGAAACCAUUCACCUGCUCUGAGUGUGGAAAGAGUUUCAUGCAACAAGGACACCUUCAAAUUCACAAAAGAUUUCACACCGGAGAGAAGCCUUUUAUCUGCUCUGAAUGUGGAAAGAGUUUCACAGUGAAACAAAGCCUUAAAAGUCACAUGAGAAUUCACACUGUAGAGAAAACUUCCAACAGAUUGGAGGAGUCUCCUCUACCGCCACCUGUGUGCUUCAUCCAUCCAGAUAAUGUAGUCAGUCAUAGCAUACCAGGACACCUAUCAGCUAAUGGAGGAGAGUGAUUAGUCAAACUAUUUGAAAGAUUAGGAGGCCAGGACUGAUAAGAGACCAAUGAAUGCCAAUAAAAACACAUUGUAAAUAGAAGGAG